UUCCAUUCUAUCUUAGUUCAGAAAAGCCUUCUUACACACGAGGCUCAAGGCCUUAUGCAAGCUCUUAUCAAUAAGAGGCAGCGUAGAAAGCGAGGCAAGGCUCUGCCUCUAGAGGCAGAGGAGUAUCACGGUGGAGCUAAAUUCUGGUCUCCAAGGAAGGUGAAGGAGGCACGUGAUCGCCAGCUUCAACAAUGGCUUGAAGAAGAGCAACUACAACACCAGAGAGCUGAGGCAGCUCGCCUACGUGAAGUGAAGAAACAGGAGAAGCUUUAGGCAGCUUAACAGAAGCGUGCAGCAAGGGCAGCAACUCAAAUAAUAAGGCAAGAGGAGAAGGCUUAUAAGGCUGCUGAUUGAGCCUCACGACAGGCAGCUCGUAGGACUCAACAACAACUCCAGCAAGCUCAAAAAACCGCCCAAAGAGGCAAGAGGGGAGACCUCAAGGCAGCUACUAAGGCAGGCUCAAAAAAGAGAGCAGCUGCGCAGCCUCAGAGUGGUGAUGAUGCCUCAGGUGCUGCAGCAGGCCCACCACCAUCUCAAUCACGACACGGCCGAGCAAUCAAGCUCCCAGCUAAAUAUAGAUAGCUAUAUAUAUUAAUCAAUACCUAUAGAACUCAACUCUAGAAUAUAUCGCGAUAAUAGCUAUCGUUCGUGGCUCUACAGCCUCAAGUUAAGCUGCUGUUUUGGUGUUCAGGGUGGCUCGAACGGCCGGGCGGC
Didymella exigua CBS 183.55 is the source of this 714-nucleotide messenger RNA. RefSeq lists its product as uncharacterized. The record is from RefSeq and is a predicted model, not a curated record. Lineage: Eukaryota; Fungi; Ascomycota; Dothideomycetes; Pleosporales; Didymellaceae. Bases 55 to 273 code for a protein of 72 amino acids. The transcript has a single exon.